Messenger RNA from Histoplasma capsulatum G186AR, 303 nucleotides. RefSeq lists its product as uncharacterized. NCBI's taxonomy places the organism in Eukaryota, Fungi, Ascomycota, Eurotiomycetes, Onygenales, Ajellomycetaceae. The record is from RefSeq and is a predicted model, not a curated record. The coding region runs from base 1 to 303 and encodes 100 amino acids. The transcript is spliced from 3 exons.
AUGGCGGAGCUUCCCAGACGGAGGCGGAAGGCAGUUGAUGGCCUAGAUAAGAUCCCAUCCACUGAGCAGGAGUGGCUUGAAAUGGUCACAACCUAUAGCUUGGUCAAUGCCAAACUCCAGGACUUGUGCUCCUAUGGUAGGCCCUUCAAGUACUUCAACAGAAUAGAACGAGGACUUAAGUGGAGGACGACUGUGCGCAAAAUGUUCAGCCUGGGCAACGUGUUCUUCACUGAAGUACGACCCUGUCCUGGCGUGGCCACCCAACCCACCACCUAUACACUGCGACCACCAGCCGCAGCAUAG